AUGUUGAAGAGUGAAGAUACUGAGCUUGUUGUUGAGGACAUUGAGUUGAUAGAUGUUGAAGACACUGAGCUUGUUGUUGAGGACAUUGAGUUGAUAGAUGUUGAAGACACUGGGCUUGGUGUUGAGGACAUUGAGUUGAUAGAUGUUGAAGACACUGAGCUUGUUGUUGAGGACAUUGAGUUGAUAGAUGUUGAAGACACUGAGCUUGGUGUUGAGGACAUUGAGUUGAUAGAUGUUGAAGACACUGAGCUUGUUGUUGAGGACAUUGAGUUGAUAGAUGUUGAAGACACUGAGCUUGUUGUUGAGGACAUUGGGUUGAUAGAUGUUGAAGACACUGAGCUUAGUGAAGACACUGAGCUUGUUGUUGAGGACAUUGAGUUGAUAGAUGUUGAAGACACUGAGCUUGUUGUUGAGGACAUUGAGUUGAUAGAUGUUGAAGACACUGAGCUUGUUGUUGAGGACAUUGAGUUGAUAGAUGUUGAAGACACUGAGCUUGUUGUUGAGGACAUUGAGUUGAUAGAUGUUGAAGACACUGGGCUUGUUGUUGAGGACAUUGAGUUGAUAGAUGUUGAAGACACUGGGCUUGUUGUUGAGGACAUUGAGUUGAUAGAUGAUGAAGACACUGGGCUUGGUGUUGAGGACAUUGAGUUGAUAGAUGUUGAAGACACUGGGCUUGGUGUUGAGGACAAUGGGCUGGUUGAUGUUGAUGACACUUGCAGUUUCGUCUCUCGUAUACAAGAGCCAGUGCUAACACCUGUACUUCUGAUAAGAUCUUUUCUGAAACAUAACGGGUUAAAACAGGCCAGAAGAAACGAUGGUUACGUUAGAGAAGACUUUCCAGCACAAUUUGUGGAUUUGUGGACCACAAGUAUGGGGAAACCAGUACCAGCUGCUUGA
Mytilus trossulus (common blue mussel) is the source of this 897-nucleotide messenger RNA. RefSeq lists its product as uncharacterized. NCBI's taxonomy places the organism in Eukaryota, Metazoa, Mollusca, Bivalvia, Mytilida, Mytilidae. The record is from RefSeq and is a predicted model, not a curated record. The coding region runs from base 1 to 897 and encodes 298 amino acids. The transcript is spliced from 4 exons.